AGGCAACGCGGGCCAAUGGGCGCGGAGCUCCGGCGAGGGGGGCGGGGCCUCGCGUUGCGGGGAGCCAAUGAGAUGCGGGCUAGCGGGGCGGCUCGCAACAGGAGGUUGCGACCGAGCGCGGCGGGGGGACUCGGGCGGGCGGCGGGGAGAGCCAUGGAGGAGCGCGGGGCCGAGCCGGGUCUGCGCCGCUUCACCUGGGAGGAGAUCGCGCAGCGCACGGGCCGGGGCCCGGCGGCGGAGGAGCGCUGGCUGGUGAUCGAUAGGAAGGUGUACGAUAUCAGCCGUUUCCAUCGGCGGCAUCCGGGCGGCUCCCGCGUCAUCAGCCACUACGCCGGGCAGGACGCCACGGAUCCUUUCAUAGCAUUUCAUCUUGACAAGACAUUGGUGAAAAAGUACAUGAGCCCACUCUUGAUUGGGGAACUGGCACCGGACCAACCCAGCUUUGAACCCAGUAAGAAUAAAAAGCUGGUAGAAGAUUUCCGUGAGCUCCGUGCUACUGUUGAGAAGAUGGGGCUUCUCAAACCCAACCGUGCCUUUUUCCUACUGCAUCUUUGUCACAUCUUGGCGCUGGAUGUUGCAGCAUGGCUCACCAUCUGGUACUUUGGAUCAUCCACCAUGCCUUUCCUCUUCUCUGCGUUGCUUCUAGGCACUGUCCAGGCCCAGGCUGGCUGGCUCCAACAUGAUUUUGGACAUCUUUCAGUCUUUAGUGAGUCCAAAUGGAACCACUGGGUGCACAAGUUUGUGAUCGGCCACUUGAAGGGAGCACCAGCCAGCUGGUGGAACCACCUUCACUUCCAGCACCACGCGAAACCCAACUGCUUCCGAAAGGACCCUGAUGUUAACAUGCACCCCUUAUUUUUUGCUUUGGGAAAAAAGCUCUCUGUAGAGCUUGGUGAACAAAAGAAGAAAUUCAUGCCUUAUAACCACCAGCACAAGUACUUCUUCAUCAUUGGUCCCCCAGCUCUGGUGCCUCUUUACUUCCAGUGGUACAUAUUCUACUUUGUAGUACAGAGGAAGAAGUGGGUGGAUCUGGCCUGGAUGCUGACCUUCUACAUCCGAUUCUUUCUCACCUACCUGCCCUUACUGGGCGUGAAGGGUAUCCUGGGGCUUCAUCUGUUAGUCAGGUUCAUAGAGAGUAACUGGUUUGUCUGGAUUACACAAAUGAAUCACAUCCCAAUGCAUAUUGAUUAUGAUAAGAAUGUGGACUGGUUCUCUACCCAGCUCCAGGCAACCUGUAAUGUUCGUCAGUCCUUAUUCAAUGACUGGUUCAGUGGACAUCUGAACUUCCAGAUUGAGCACCACCUUUUUCCUACAAUGCCUCGACACAAUUACUGGAAGGUGGCCCCUUUGGUGAAGUCCUUGUGUGCCAAGCAUGGUAUUGAGUACCACUGCAAGCCAUUACUCACCGCCUUUGCAGAUAUAGUAUACUCUUUGAAAGAUUCAGGGGAACUCUGGCUAGAUGCUUAUCUACAUAAAUAAGAAGCAGUGGAUUCUCACAGAGGAAUUCCCCACCCUUAUUUCUUCCUGUGGAGAUCGCCAUAAGGACGCUGCACAAAGGAGAGAGAGCUGGCUAAGCCAGAGGUGGGGAGGUGACACAGCUUAAUUCCAGUGAUGAAUGUGAUUUAUACAAUUUUUUUUAAAAGGUGUGUUCUUAAUUCUUCUUGUGCUUCUUUCAUUUCUCUUCUCUGGUGCUGAGAUACAGGGAAAAGUAGAAUGGAGGAGGUGGUUCCAUCAAGCUGGAGGCUUCUUUGGGACUGGGAACAAAUUGCUUUCUGUGUGCUGACACUUCAUUUGCUGAGUAUAUAGGAGAGAAAUCUCUUGUCUAACAUAGGCUUUGUUGAGGUGGCUUCUCAUUAUGAAUGUAGUAAGAAAGCUGAGAUAAUACGCGGUGGGAGUAAUUGAAAUGUGAAGGCAAUAAGAGGAAAUUGUGUAUGUGCUAUGUUUUCAAAAACCUAUGUGUAAUCAGCAAUGGCAAUAGAAGUCCCCAAACCAAGGGGCAGUGGGGAGCGUAUGAGAGCUCAUACCACUAUUAAUGUAUAUAUGGAUGAUGGUGAAAAGGUGCAGGCAGCAGUUCUAUAGGAAUAAGCGUGAGGAAAUUAGAGACCGAAGGCAGAGAACAGGAAAGUGCAGGCCUGUGGGUGUGAGAGCCCGGAGUGCCAUUUUCUGUGGGUAUGUUCCCCUGCAUUUCUCUUCUGUGCUGAAGGCCACUGAGUUAUUUGACCAUUCCUAACUUCCUGUGGAGUCUCUGCAAAUGAUUCCCACAGUGCCAUACUUCUGAGUGUUAUUGAACUAAUUACUGAAAUACGGAAUAUCCGUAGUUGGGAUGGGUUACUACGGAACCAAAAAGUGUGUUGGCCUUCUGAAGCUUCACUUCUUUUUUUUAAAUUCAGGAUGAAAGGGUGAUUUGCUUAGCAGAAUACUCAGAAUUUCUGGCCCAAGGAGUAUUAUGGGUUCCUGUAGAAUAACUGAAUUGAGUUGUAAAAACAUUAUGGUUUGGGGUACUGUUAAAUUACAUCUAACCCUUCAGCCAACUGAAGUCAGCAGGCUGCAUAUCUGCAGGCACACAUCAGCCAAACCAUUGCUGAUCUUUCCCUGUUGGAUGAUGUGCCUUCAAAACACACCCCAAGAGGGCAUUACUGUGUGAUUGAUUGUAGUGUUAAUUAGCCUUACUGUGUUCCCCAGUGUAUUUUCCUUUACUGCACCAGUGCUACAGCUGCCAAACAGGAUACAGCUCUUGGCAUAGCAGUAAUGAAGAUGUCUCCAUCACGUUUUUGUCUUCAAGCAUUUUAGGUUUUUUGUCUGUUUUUUGGGACCAAUCCCUUUUUCUAUCGUCUCUCAGGUGGAUAAAUAAGAUGUAGUUUUCCACGUGUUUUGUGCUCUCUUUCUUGCCCAGCUGCUAACUGUAAAUACAGUGCCUGACUUUAAGGAAGAUAAUGGUGCUUUUUCUGGUCAACAUCCAAAAGGAGUAUGGCUUGUGAAGAGAUAGAGGAAAUGCAUCUUCUCAGGCUAAGAUUAUUUUUAAGCACAGAAUAAAAUCGUAAUGGAAAUAAUAAAAAUAUAAUUAAAUCAUCAAUAACUGUUGAUUUAAAAACUGUAAAGGAAAUGGGCCUUAGUCACUCUUUCCUAUCUUGUUUUUUCCUGCUGUUUCUCUCCUUUUAUUAUUAGAACUGUUGAUGGAGGAAGUCUUAAUAAUAAAACUUCUUACCUUACAAACUA
Molecule: messenger RNA, 3216 nt
Organism: Centrocercus urophasianus (Greater sage-grouse)
Lineage: Eukaryota; Metazoa; Chordata; Aves; Galliformes; Phasianidae
Product: acyl-CoA (8-3)-desaturase-like
Exons: 12
Coding region: 16-1479 (487 amino acids)
Biological process (GO): lipid metabolic process
Cellular component (GO): membrane
Molecular function (GO): oxidoreductase activity, acting on paired donors, with oxidation of a pair of donors resulting in the reduction of molecular oxygen to two molecules of water
Source: RefSeq, a predicted model, not a curated record